Rotaria sordida is the source of this 1738-nucleotide messenger RNA. NCBI's taxonomy places the organism in Eukaryota, Metazoa, Rotifera, Eurotatoria, Philodinida, Philodinidae. The record is from the annotation of a GenBank genome assembly.
AUAAUAUAAAUUUUUCAUGUAGCUUUAUUUAAAAUUACGUGCUGAGAAAGAUCCAGGUAGUACAUGGAAUAGAAAUGUUAAACCAACAGCUGGUGGUGUUGAUCGAUUUGUUACAAAAAAGGAUAUAUCCGAUGAUAUAGAUUCAAGUGCUUCUGCUGUUGAAAAACAACAAGAAGCAUCAGGUCCAUAUCAUAGUGUUUUAGUUGAAGAACGUGUAUGGACAACAAAUUGGCUGAAUCAACUUCUUGCUGAUGAUGCUCAUUUAAAUUUACGUGCUAAUCCAAUUGAUUCACAGGAUCCACAAGCACUUUAUAAACGUUGUCAAGAUGGUAUUUUACUUUGUAAAUUAAUCAAUAUUGCUGUACCAAAAACAAUAGAUGAACGAGCCAUUAAUUUAAAUUUUUCUAAACAAGAUAUAUUUCGUCAAAGUGAAAAUUUAGAACUUGCUAUUAAUUCUGCUCGUGGUAUCGGUUGUAAAGUAGUAAAUAUUCAUUCAGAAAAUAUUUCCAAAGGUGUACCACAUCUUGUCAUGGGUCUUCUAUGGCAAAUAAUUCGAAUUCAAUUAACAAGUGUAAUCAACUUAAAACAAGUUCCUGGUCUUGUUCUUCUAUUACGGGAUGGUGAAACACCUGAAGAUUUAUUAAAAUUAUCACCAGAAGAAUUAUUACUUCGUUGGUUUAAUUAUCAACUUCAACGUUCACAAUAUAAAGGCAAACCAGUAACGAAUUUUAGUGGUGAUAUAAAAGAUUCUGAAGCAUAUACUUAUUUACUCAAUGUUAUUGCACCGUCUAAUACAAAACCACCAUUAACACUUAAACCAUUAAAUGAAACUGAUUUACGUCGUCGAGCUGAAUUAAUGUUACAAGAAUCGGAUAAGAUAAAAGCACGAGCACAUAUUGCACCUGAUGAUGUUGUUAAAGGAAAUCCAAGACUUAAUUUUGCUUUUGUAGCUAAUUUAUUUAAUACAUAUCCAGCAUUAGAUCUUCCAACAGAAAAAGUACCGGAACCAGGCAUUGUUAUAGAAGAAACUCGCGAAGAAAAGACUUAUAGAAAUUUCAUAAAUAGUCUUGGUAUUGAGCCACAUGUUAAUUAUCUUUAUUCAGAUCUUUGUGAUGGUUUAAUAAUACUUCAACUUUAUGAUAUUAUCCGUCCGAAAACAGUUGAUUGGUCAAAAAUCUAUAAAACUUUUCAUGGAAUGAAAGAACGUUUUCAAAAAUUAAAUAAUUGUAAUUAUGCUGUUGAUUAUGCAAAAGAACCACUUAAUUUUAAAAUCACUGGUAUUGGUGGAGCAGAUAUUCUUGAAGGUAAUAAAACAUUAACACUCGGUCUUGUUUGGCAAAUAAUGAGAGCAUAUACAUUAUCAAUUCUACAAAAAUUAGCAAAAUCAACUAAACCUAUUGCUGAUAAAGAUAUUAUUAAUUGGGCAAAUGAAAAAUUAAAAAGUGCCAAUAAAAAAACAGUUCUAACUAAUUUUCAUGAUCAAGGAUUAAGUGAUUCAAUGCUUAUUUGUGAUUUAAUUGAUGCUAUUAAACCAGGUUCUAUUCAAUAUCAUUUACUUAAAACAUCUGGAACACCAGAAGUUAAAAUGGAUAAUGCUUUAUAUGCUAUUUCAAUGGCAAGAAAAAUUGGUGCACCUAUUUAUGCAUUACCAGAUGAUAUUGUUGAGACAAAACAAAAAAUGCUUUUAACAGUUUUUGCUUGUCUUAUGGCAAGUGAUAUGCUUGCACCAAAAAAUUAA